AAAUAUGAUAUUCAAUAAUAUAUAUCAGGGAUGGAGUGAAUGGUUUGUACCCUGUGUUGUACACGCGAUGAGCUACACGCCUCUGUCCAGGAUCAGCGUUUGGUAAAUUAAUGGACGGAUUGAUGCUUUGGACUUUUAAAAGUAUGCCUGCGCCUUUAAGGGAAUAGACCUGGCCAAUGCGCAUGCUCCGGGUUAAAUGUCGUCCAGCGGUAUCUGGGUCUCAGAUGGUUUGGUUCGGCUUCGGCUUUAAUGCCUUUGGACAGAUUUGUGAAGCGGCGAAAUGCGAGGGGAAAGAGGGAACGGGACAAGACGCCGAAGUCAAAGUUAUAGUUCCUGUGAAGAUCGGCUGCUGCGAUUCGGAUCGGCAGCCUAAGCGCGAAAGUGAGCCUGCGGCUGUGAACACGGGACAGACACUUGUCCUGAUCAGAGCCAGCUGGAGCCGAAGAGCUACCCUGCACUUUGGAGAUGCCGGCCAUGCCUGUCUGUCCGGCUUCGGGGCCCCUGAGCACACUGCGCCUCACAGCGUGUCGCAGAGCCGCGGCUGUCUGGAUGCGCAGGUCUCCGAGAGAUACUUGACCUUAAGCUUCGCCGACCGGGUGGAGUGUUGGGCGCUGGAGGAAGUGACUGGCGCGCCUGUCUGGAAGAUGGACCGUGGUCCUGCCGAUGAGGCUGGGCUCCCAUCUGCCCUGCCUUUGGUUCCAGGAGGAUAUGUUGGGACAGCACCCCCGUUUUUUCGUCCUUUGUCUCCACAGCUGAAUGUCACCAGCCUGGCUUUGGGGCAGCAGCAUGCUGUCUUACUGAGUGCCUCAGGGGGGGUCUUUACCUGGGGAUCAGGCAGUCAUGGUCAGCUGGGGCACGGCGAGCUGGUUGGGGAGACGGAGCCACGGGUGUUGGAGGCACUGUGGGGUGUGGCUAUGGCGGGGGUGGCAGCAGGGAACUGGCACUCCGUGUGCAUCAGCAGUGGGGGCGAUGUGUACACCUGGGGCUGGAACGAGAGCGGUCAGCUGGGGAUGCCGGCCAGAGCGCUGAACGAGGCGAGGCGGCUCACAGGCCAGGAUGCUGCAACUCACUUGCAGUCAGAUGGAGAAGAGGACAGCAGAGGGGUGUUCAUUUCCAUCCAGGCCUUUCCUGCCCUCGUUGACAUCCCUGAGGACUCCGAGGUCACCAAGGUUAGCUGUGGGUCACGUCACACAGCAGCCGUCACAAAAACUGGUGAUUUGUUUACAUGGGGUUGGGGUGAUUAUGGUCAGCUUGGACAUGGUACCCCCCACAGUUCAGACCAGCCAAUGCAGGUUGACUACUUCUCCAAUCAGGGACUGUGUGUUUUGGAUGUGGUGUGUGGGCCUUGGAACACGUUUGUGUGUGCAGUUGAAAGGGAGCCCUCACUCAGCUGAUGACAAGGCAUUGAGUCUCCCUGCAAAGAUUACAAAUGACAAAUCAGCUCUGUGAGGUGAUUCCAGCUCCAUUUAUUUACACAAGCUUUUGCUCUACACAGUCAGCUGUGCUUGAAACAGUCCAGCCUGACAUGGGCUAAACCAGUGACUAUCAGUCAGUCUUGUAGAAGAAAAAAUGCUGAAAGGUAAUUUAUAUGUUAAAUAGGUUCCAAAUAUCGGUCUGUGUGAAUUGGAUUAGGGAAGCAGUAUUAUGUCUGAACUAAAUAUUGUGGCUUUCAUUUUUGUAGAUAAUAAAGUUUCAUGAGACUGAAA
This is a messenger RNA of Brienomyrus brachyistius, 1706 nucleotides long. Its product is annotated as RCC1 domain-containing protein 1-like. Bases 177 to 1394 code for a protein of 405 amino acids. The transcript has 8 exons. NCBI's taxonomy places the organism in Eukaryota, Metazoa, Chordata, Actinopteri, Osteoglossiformes, Mormyridae. The record is from RefSeq and is a predicted model, not a curated record.